GACUUCUCUAACAAGUUGAAAGCAACAGCAUAUACAAAACAUUUUCUUUAAACUCAAUCUGCAAAAUGAAACAGAGCUAUAUAUGGUAGCAAAAAAUUCACCAAAACAUCAUACAUGCUAGAUUUGUAAGCUCCAUUACUGAAAUGAAAUGGCAGAUAGUGCAGUAUCGUUUGUUGUGGAACAGCUGUACCAACUUCUAAGAGAAGAAGGAAAUCUGUUGAAAGGCCUUGGAAAUGAUUUUUCAGAUAUCAAACACGAAUUAGAGAGCAUCAAAGCCUUCCUGAAGGAUGCAGAUAGAAGAGCUGGAGAUGAAGGAGGUGAAGGAGAUACUCAUGAAGGAAUAAAAACAUGGGUGAAGCAGUUGAGAGAAAUAUCUUUUUGCAUAGAAGAUGUCAUUGAUGAAUACAUAAUGGAUGUGGCAUAUAGGGCCAACCACCAUCCACCAUGCAUAGCUUCACUCCAAAAGAUUGCUCACCAAAUCAAAACCUUGAAGUCACGUCAUCGGAUUGCUUCUAAUAUUCAAGAUAUCAAGUCAGCAGUUCAAGGAAUCAAGGAAAGAAGUGAAAGGUACAAGUUUCAAUCUACAUUUGAAGAUGGAUCAUUGAAUAGUUCUAAAGGGGCAAAAGAUUUCAAAUGGGGUGACCCAAGAAUGGCUUCACAUUUCAUUGAAGAAACUGAAGUGGUGGGAUUCGAACUCCCAAGGGAUGAGUUGAUCGGUUGCUUAAUAAAAGGAACCGACCAACUCUCAUUGAUUUCUGUGGUAGGCAUGGGAGGACUUGGAAAAUCCACUCUUGCUAAACAUGUUUUCAAUAAUCAACAAGUGAAAAGACACUUUUAUUGUCGUUCUUUCAUCACAGUUUCUCAGUCAUACACUGUGAGGGAGAUAUUGACAGAAAUGGUACAAAAGUUUUGCAAGGACGCUAAUGAGCCUAUUCCGAAAGGAUUACACAAUAUGGAUGAUGAGACAUUGGUAACAGAAUUGAGGCAAUACCUUCAGUCAAAGAGGUAUUUGGUGUUGUUUGAUGAUGUCUGGAAAGAAAAUUUUUCUGAUGAGAUUGAACAUGCCUUGCCUAAUAACAGAAAAGGAAGUAGAAUCAUAAUCACCACUAGAAACAUGGACGUUGCAGAGUAUUUUAAGAAAUCAGUUGUUGUUCAUGUUCACAGACUCCAGCAUUUGUCUCCAGACAAAGCAUGGGAGCUCUUUUGCAAGAAGGCAUUUAGAUUUGAGCCCAGUGAGCAAUGUCCAACUGAGCUUGAGGACAUGUCAAAGGAAAUUGUUCAAAAAUGUGGAGGGCUACCACUAGCAAUUGUUUGUAUGGGAGGUCUUUUGGCAACAAAAGAAAAAAGCAUACUUGAAUGGAGAAAGGUGUGUCAGAAUCUGAGAAUGGAGUUAGAGCGCAAUACACAUUUAAAUAGUUUGAAAUGGAUUUUAUCUCUUAGUUAUGAUGAUCUUCCUCACAAUUUGAAAUCAUGCAUGCUGUAUUUUGGUGUAUAUCCGGAGGACUACUCUAUCAGUCGCAAGAGAUUAACCAGGCAAUGGAUGGCUGAAGGGUUCAUCAAAAAUGAGGAGAGAAGACCAAUGGAGGAUGUUGCUGAAGAGUAUCUGACACAGUUAAUAAGUAGAAGUUUGGUUCAGGUUUCCAGAGUUGGCUUUGAUGGUAAAGUUAAAAGUUGUCAAGUCCAUGAUUUAUUGCGUGAUAUCAUCAUCAGAAAAAUGAACGAGUUAAGUUUUUGCCACUUGAUGCGUGAAGAUGAUGAAUUAGACACAGUUGAAAAAACUAGAAGGUUUUCCAUAGCUUCUUGUUCCAAAAAUGUGUUAAGGGAAACCAGUAACUCAGGCAUUCGUGCUAUUUAUGUUUUCAAGAAAAGUGAAUUGCCUGAAGAUUUUGUGGGUAGCUUAUCUGCCAAGUUUAAGCUUUUGAAAGUUCUUGAUUUUGAAAGCACUAUGUUAGAUUCUGUGCCUAAUAAUUUGGGGAAUCUCUUCCACCUGCGGUACCUAAACUUGAGCCAUACAAAAGUAAAGAUUCUUCCUAAAUCCGUUGGUAAGUUGCUGAACUUGGAAACCUUGGAUCUAAGACAGACACAAGUGCAAGUGCUACCAAGAGAGAUAAAAAACCUGACAAAAUUAAGACUUCUCCCAGUCUACUAUAGAAAAUAUGAAGGACAGUACUCUAUGUUGAAUUUCACAACUGGGGUGAAAAUGCAAAAGGGUAUUGGAUGCUUGAAAUCCUUACAGAAGCUUUACUUUUUGGAGGCUGAUCAUGGUGGAUUAGAGCUUAUGCAAGAGCUCAAGAUGUUGAAACAGUUAAGGAAGUUAGGUAUAAGGCGAGUGAAAACAGAAUAUGCAAAUGCUCUAUCUAGUGCAAUAGGGGAGAUGAAGCACCUUGAAUCUCUCAAUGUAAGUGCUAAAGAUCAGGAUGAAAUAAUUGACUUGAAUUUUUUAUCAACUCCAACCUCCCUUCUGGUGUUGAAUUUGAAAGCUCGAGUUACAAAGUUUCCUGAUUGGAUUCCAAAACUUAAGUAUCUUGUUAAGUUAAGGCUUGGUUUAUCUAAUUUGGAAGGAGAUCCAUUGGACUCACUGAAAGAUUUGCCAAGUUUGUUGCGACUCAAUAUGUGGGACAAUGCAUAUAUUGGUGAAAGUUUGCACUUCAAAAGAGGAGGAUUUCGAAGGUUGAAGGAACUGGAUCUCACUCGAUUAAGCAGAUUAAAUUCUAUAUCUAUAGAUGAAGGAGCUUUGCUUGGUCUUAAACACUUCAGAUUUAAAGAUAACCCCCAGAUGAAGGUGGUACCUCAUGGCCUCAAACACUUGAAAAACCUUCAAUUUCUUGGGUUUGCUGAUAUGCCAGCUGAAUUAGUAGAAAGCAUUGAUCCAGAAAAAGAUGGACAAGAUUAUUCAGUUAUCAAGCAUAUUCCCCUUGUUCUCAUUCGUCAGAAUGUGGGACCAAAAUUCCAUGACUAUGAGUUGCGUGCUAUUCCCACAUUAGUCACUGUCAGUACGACUGAAAUGGCAGAAGCUGCGAUUUCUUUUGCAUUGGGAGAAGUUUUCCAAAUUCUAAAGGAAGAAAAAAACCUUCUAAGUGGCAUUAACAAAGAGUUUUUAGACAUCAGAGAUGAACUAGAAAGCAUCCAAGCCUUCCUCAAAGAUGCAGAUAGAAAGGCAGCAGAUGAAGCAAACACCAAUGAUGGAAUAAGAACUUGGGUAAAGCAGGUCAGAGAAGUCUCAGUUCGCAUAGAAGAUGUCAUCGAUGAAUACCUCAGGGUGAUUCAUCAGGUCCCCCGUCAUGGAUUUGGGGCUUCAAUUUGCAAGAUUACAAACCUGAUAAGAACAUUGCUUUCUCGUCAUCAGAUCGCCGUCGAGAUUCAGGACAUUAAAUUGUCACUUUCUUUAAUCAAGGAAAGAAGUGAAAGGUAUAAGUUUCAAAUUUCACAAGAAAAACCAUCAAGCAGUAGCACUGGAAGGAUAGAAGGUAGUGGAAGGAAUGAUCACGGAAUGGGUUCCCUUUUCAUUGAAGAAACAGAAAUUGUAGGAUUUGAAUUACCAAGAGAUGAAUUGCUUAGUCUGUUGUUGGAGGGCAAAAAAGAACGCACAUUGAUUUCAGUGGUAGGGAUGGGGGGUCUUGGAAAAACUACCCUUGCCAAACUCGUUUUUGACAGUGAAAACGUAAAAGUCCACUUUGAUUGCCGUGCUUGCAUCACAGUUUCUCAAUCAUACACUGUGAGAGGGAUAUUCACAGACAUGAUCAAGCAAUUUUGUAGGGAGACAAAAGACCCUCUUCCAGAAAUGUUAGAAGAGAUGGACGAGAAGACGCUGAUUUCUGAAUUGAGGCAAUACCUGGAGCAUAAAAGGUAUUUGAUAUUUUUUGAUGAUGUAUGGCAUGAAGAUUUUUGUGACCAAGUUGAACUUGCCAUGCCUAGUAACAAUAGAAGUAGCAGGAUCAUAAUCACCACUAGAAUGAUCCAUGUUGUUGAGUUUUUCAAGAAAUCCUUUCCUCUUCAUGUUCACAACCUACAACCAUUGCCUUCUGAAAAAGCAUGGGAACUCUUCUGCAAGAAGGCAUUUAAAUUUGAGCUUGAUGGCCAAUGUCCGGCAGAGCUUAAAGGAAUGUCAAAUGAAAUUGUUGGAAAAUGCAAGGGGUUACCUUUGGCGAUUGUGGCCAUUGGUGGUCUACUUUCAACAAAAUCAAAAACUGUGUUCGAAUGGCAAAAGGUGAGUCAAAAUCUCAACUUGGAGUUGCACCGUAAUGCCCAUUUAACUAGAUUAAAAAAGAUUUUAUCUCUUAGUUAUGAUGACCUGCCUUACUAUCUGAAACCAUGCAUAUUGUAUUUUGGUAUAUAUCCUGAGGACUCCUCCAUUAAUCACAAGAGGUUAACUCGGCAAUGGAUAGCUGAAGGGUUUGUUAAAUCCGAUGGGAGAACUUUAGAGCAAGUUGCGGAUGAGUACUUAUCUGAGUUAAUUUAUAGAAGUCUGGUUCAAGUCUCCUGGGUUGGGUUCGAAGGGAAAGUUAAAAGUUGUCGAGUUCAUGAUUUAUUACACGAAUUGAUCGUAAGAAAAAUGAAGGAUUUGUGUUUUUGCCAUUUUGUGCAUGAAGGUGAUGAUGAAUCAGCGACGAGUGCAUCAAGUAGACGCCUAUCUAUAGACACCAGUAUCAACAAUGUGUUGAAAAGCACCAACUUCACACACAUCCGUGCACUUCAUGCAUUUGGAAAAGGAGGAGCGGUUGAGCUUUUUACAGGUCUCUUGGCUUCAAAGUCUAGGGUUUUGAAAGUACUAGACCUUGAAAGUACAUCUUUAAACCAUGUUCCUAGGAAUAUAGGGAAUAUUUUCCACUUGAAGUACCUAAAUCUAAAGAGGACUAAAAUACGGUCUAUUCCCAAAUCUGUUGGUAGGUUACAGAACCUAGAGACCUUGGAUAUAAGAGAAACUCUUGUUCAUGAGUUACCAAGUGAGAUAAACAAGCUCAAAAAGUUAAGGCAUCUUCUUGCUUUCCAUCGAAACUAUGAAGCAGCAUAUUCUCUUUUGGGAUUUACAACUGGUGUGCUGAUGAAAAAGGGUAUAAAAAACUUGACUUCUCUUCAAAAUCUUUGCUAUGUGGAGGUAGAACAUGGAGGAAUAGAUCUCAUUCAAGAGUUGAUAUUCUUGAAGCAGUUAAGAAAGUUAGGCUUGAGGAGUGUUAGGAGGGAACAUGGAAAAGCAAUAUGUGCUUCAGUGGCAGAGAUGACACACCUUGAAUCACUGAAUAUCACAGCAAUAGGUGAGGAUGAAAUCAUUGACCUGAACUCUAUAUCAUCCAUACCCCAACUUCAACGGCUUCAUUUGAAAGCAAGACUGGAGAAGAUGCCUAAUUGGAUUUCAAAACUAGAGUUUCUUGUUAAGAUGAGGCUGGCUUUAUCCAAUUUAAAAGAUGAUCCGUUGAGAUCGCUGGAAAAUUUGCCUAAUUUGUUGAAGCUUACUAUCUGGGACAAUGCCUAUGGUGGUGAAAUCUUGCAUUUUCAAAGUGGAGGGUUUCGAAAAUUGAAGGAGCUGAAUCUGGCUCGCUUGAACACAGUAAGUGCUAUCCUCAUAGAUAAAGGAGCUCUGCUUUCUCUAGAAUAUGUCAAAAUUACCAAAAUCACUCGUAUGAAAAAGGUACCCUCAGGCAUCAAAGCCUUGUAUAACCUUAAAGUUAUUGAUUUCUGUGAUAUGCCAACUGAACUUGUUGAGAGCAUUGAUCCACAAAACGGCCAAGAUUAUUGGAUCAUCAAUCAUGUUCCACUUGUAUUCAUUCGUCGUUGGAUGGGACCAAAACUCAAUGAUUUUGAAGUCCGCAUUGUUCACUCGUCUACUAAAGAAUCAUUAACAAACUGAUAAUGCUUUGACGUCUAUUAUGAAGGCUGUCGGAGCUGCUCUUUAAAGCUUGUAUUCGAGACUUCUUCAAUUGAAUGGACAAUUUCAUCUUGGUAAUAAAUGCAAUUAGCAUUAUCUUUUCCUCAAGAUUUCCACAUUCUUUCAGUUUCAAAUUAACAUGAAUGUGUCAAAGCAAAAUGUAGAAUGUUAAUGGAUUCUGUAGGCUUGGGAAGUUGUUUUGGAUGCAUGGGCACCUGCGAUGGAUUCUGUAUUUUCAUUAUAUUUAUAAUGUAUUUUUUUACAUAAUUAGCAUCACAUCAUUUCGUUAUAAUAAUUAUAAUUGUAUCAUC
Vigna radiata var. radiata (mung bean) is the source of this 6174-nucleotide messenger RNA. RefSeq lists its product as uncharacterized. The coding region runs from base 149 to 5845 and encodes 1898 amino acids. Lineage: Eukaryota; Viridiplantae; Streptophyta; Magnoliopsida; Fabales; Fabaceae. Gene Ontology annotation, biological process: defense response to other organism. Gene Ontology annotation, molecular function: ADP binding. The record is from RefSeq and is a predicted model, not a curated record. The transcript has 4 exons.